This is a messenger RNA of Caenorhabditis briggsae, 297 nucleotides long. Lineage: Eukaryota; Metazoa; Nematoda; Chromadorea; Rhabditida; Rhabditidae. Bases 1 to 297 code for a protein of 98 amino acids. The record is from RefSeq and is a predicted model, not a curated record. The transcript has a single exon.
AUGAAUGAUAGCAAUGGAUUUGUAAGUUUUGAAUUAAUUUUCGAAUUUUUCUUUUCCAAAAAAUUUCAGGAGACCCGCCAGCAAUCGGUGUUCCAAACCAUGCAACGAAUGCGUGACAAAAAAACUGAAAUCGCUGAAACCCUUCGGGAACUAGGAGUUGGCGAUGUGCAGGAUGAUAAGUCGGUGAAAGACCUUAUAGAGCAUCUGAUGAACGCGUAUGAUUCGUUGUGUACACAGGAGAAACUAUGGGCGGAGCUGCUGGAGGAUUUGAACAAAUUGGAGAAAAAAGAGGAAUGA